AGGGGCGGCGGGAGGCACAUCCCAACACAUUCAGUCAGCAAUCGUCAUGGAAGCAACAACUGUGAAGACCGCCUACGCACUGUUCCUGCACCGCUCGGAGCUACAGCGACGCAAAGCGCACUUUGCCAAGAUGUCACAGACAAAGAUUCUAUUGACCAAUGAAUUAAUUGCCAAAACAAAGCAGCGCAUGGCCACGUGCAGCUACGAGGAUCUGCAGAUACUGGUCCGGGAGCAGCAGUUCAAGCGGCUGCUCGAACAGAAGCUCCAGCAUAGAGCUAAGCAGCUUAAAGCGGUGCAGAGGCAGAGCCGCAAACUCAAGCUGAAGCGACUGCAGUGAAACCCGAGCAAGCAGAGGAAUUUGGACACAGU
Drosophila arizonae is the source of this 369-nucleotide messenger RNA. RefSeq lists its product as uncharacterized. Lineage: Eukaryota; Metazoa; Arthropoda; Insecta; Diptera; Drosophilidae. The record is from RefSeq and is a predicted model, not a curated record.